Molecule: messenger RNA, 1041 nt
Organism: Penicillium diatomitis
Lineage: Eukaryota; Fungi; Ascomycota; Eurotiomycetes; Eurotiales; Aspergillaceae
Exons: 8
Coding region: 1-1041 (346 amino acids)
Biological process (GO): phospholipid catabolic process
Molecular function (GO): hydrolase activity, acting on ester bonds
Source: RefSeq, a predicted model, not a curated record
AUGAAGUUUGCCGUCGGAGCCCUUUUGGCCAGCUUGUCUCUGGCUGCGGCCGUUCCUGUGGAGGUUGCGACCAGCGUCGAGGCCAAAAACCAUGUGAAGCCCGUCAAGGGAAGAUGGUUUGAACGUUUCGUGGUCAUUGUCCUGGAAAACACCAACAGGGGUGUGACCAUGGGUGACCCUUAUUUCCUGAACCUCACCCAUUGGGGAAUGCUGCUGAAUGGUUAUCACGGAAGCACCCAUCCCUCGCAGCCCAACUAUAUCACCAUGAUCACCAACACCAUCGCUGCCGGUGUGUAUGAUGACUCGGACCACAACAGCACUGCUUACAACUUGGUUGAUCUGUUGGAGCCUGCCGGGAUCACCUGGAAGGCUUACAUGGAGGGCUACAAGCCCAAGGCCAACGGUGAUUGCAACCCUUACCACGAGGAUAAGGAGACUCUUUACGUUCGCAAGCACAACCCCUUCAUGUCCUUUGACAACAUCCGCAACAACACCGCUCGUUGCCAAAACAUCGUCAACGCCGAGGAACACUUUGCCAAGGAUGUGGCCAAGGGUCACGAUGCCCCCAUGUACAUGUACUACGUGCCCAACCUGAACAACGAUGCCCACGACACCAACAUCUCUUACGCCGCCAAGAACACCCAAAAGGUCAUUGACACCAUGUUGAACGACAAGGCCUUUAUGAAGGAUACCGUCAUCCUCCUGACCUUUGAUGAGGACAACGUCUACACCAACGACAACUACGGUGACCCCAACUCCAUCUACUCCCUUCUCCUGGGCAACGACACCGUCAAGUGCUAUGACUGCGUCGAUCAGACCUAUUACAACCACUUCUCCCAACUCGUCACCGUCGAGCGAAACUGGAACCUGAGCACUCUGCCCGGUGAGGGCUGGGACCAGUGGUGGCGUCCUUUCGGUCAGCUGCGGACCUCCAAGGACGAGAACUGCGCGUUUGCUCCUUGCUCCGAGUACUAUGAUGGUAAGAGCCCGGCUCGUUCGAACAGCAACUGGAACGAUGACGGCUUGGAGGGUACUGCUUGA